AUGCGAUAUUUAGCUUCUAUGGAAGAUUUUAUAAUUUACUUGAUUCAGAUUUCAUUAAUAAAUUUUCAGCUCCAAUGGGUCCUUGGUUGGUCCAUUAGUGCAAUUCUAGGGUUUUAUUCAAUUUUUGGUUUGUAUGAAUAUACACGGACUGGCGACAUUUCUUUGUGGUAUUCCCUUACAUAUGCUGCGAUCGGACGUCUAUCUUUUGCUAUAGCUUUGGGAUGGAUUGCUUUUGCUUGCGAGACAAACCAUGGCCAAACAAUGAAUGCCAUUCUUGGCCACAAAAUGUUUAUUCCUCUUAGCAAGAUUACUUUUUGUGCUUAUUUGCUACACCCAAUAUUGUUGCAAUUAUAUUAUUUCAGUCGGCCUAGUGCUUUUCACUUUACUCAUUCAUUCCAAUUGGUGAAUUUUUUGAUUUAG
Messenger RNA from Meloidogyne enterolobii, 420 nucleotides. Lineage: Eukaryota; Metazoa; Nematoda; Chromadorea; Rhabditida; Meloidogynidae. The record is from the annotation of a GenBank genome assembly.